CCGGACCCAAACCCUGAUCCGGAUCCUUUCUCGUCGGCUUCAACAAGCGACGAACCGAUUGAGAGCAAUUUACAGGAAGAGAACUUGGAAGGAAGGAACGUUCUUCUUAAAAACAAUUUUGCCAUACUACUAGUCUUUAAACAAACGAUGCCUCGUAAAGGAUUCUCCAAUUUCGAUGAUUAUGAUGAUGGUUUUGAUGAUGAAGAUGAUUAUGAUUAUGACUAUGAUAUAGAUAUAGAUGAACAAGAAGCUGCUGAACCAAAGGAAGAAGUUGCUCAGCAAGGGCUUUGGCGAUGUGCAAUCUGUACUUAUGACAAUGAUGAGAGUAUGUUUGUGUGUGAUAUUUGCGGCGUUCUUCGUCAUCCUUCGGCUGGAAAUCAAACUAUCAAUAACAAUACAGUUGAAGGCAUAUGCAAAGAAUCAAUGGUAUCCAAAUUGGCAAAGUCUCUUUUCGAAUCAGUCCCAUCUAAUACAAUGAAAAGGGGUGUUCUUUAUCUGCCUGAGCACAAGAAUCUUGUGAUGGAGCAGGGACCUCUGUCUGGAAUUUCCCGUGGGAAUAUUCAUGAUCUCCACAAGGCUUUUAGUUCUAAAAAUGCCUGCGUUAGUAUAGCACCUUUCAAGUUUGAUUCUCCAUCCCCAGAUGAUGUAGUUUCCAAUGGACUAACUUCCUCGAGAACUGGUCCACAAGUUAGCACGAGGCAGAAAGAGAAGCAAGAUAGCGCAGAACAGAAUUCUGUAAAGAAAAGAGGAGAUAGUUCAGAAACAAGCUCUCGAGGUAGACAUGAUAACGCUGAAAAUAGUUUUUCAAAGGGCAGUGCUGGUGGCAUAAAAUCUGGCAAAAGUUUGCCAAAAGCAAAAGCAGAUAUGUCUACUGAGACAAGUUCUUCGUCCAAAAAUGUGGAGGUGUCGGAGAGUCUUACUGGUACUAUGAACAAGAUGUCUUUGACUGAGGAAACAAAAAAGUCCAACGAUAUUAAAACUAGAAUACCAAUAUCAAAAUCUAAGCAUAAGCCAGAGGAGUGGAUGCUUCUUGAUGAAGAAUCAGAUACACUAAGUCAACUUAAUCUUGCCAUCGUGGGACAUGUUGAUUCCGGUAAGUCAACACUUUCGGGUAGAUUACUGCAUCUAUUGGGAAGAAUAUCUCAAAAGCAAAUGCACAAGUUUGAGAAAGAAGCAAAGUUGCAGGGCAAAGGGUCCUUUGCAUAUGCCUGGGCAUUGGAUGAGAGUGCUGAAGAGAGGGAACGAGGAAUAACAAUGACUGUUGCUGUUGCUUAUUUCAAUUCCAAAAGACAUCAUGUUGUUUUGCUCGACUCUCCUGGGCACAAAGAUUUUGUUCCAAACAUGAUCGCAGGAGCAACACAAGCAGAUGCUGCAAUUCUGGUCAUAGAUGCAUCUAUUGGUGCUUUUGAAGCUGGUUUUGAUAAUUUGAAAGGCCAGACAAGGGAGCAUGCUCGGGUUCUUAGAGGUUUUGGCGUGGAGCAAGUCAUAGUUGCAGUCAACAAAAUGGAUAUUGUUGGGUAUUCGAAGGACAGAUUUGAUUUGAUUAAGCAGCAUGUUGGAUCUUUUUUGCAUUCCUGUCGUUUUAAAGAUUCGUCUCUGACAUGGAUUCCAUUAAGUGCCAUGGAAAACCAAAACUUGGUGGCAGCUCCCUCUGAAAGCCGCCUAUCCUCAUGGUAUCAGGGUCCAUGUUUAUUGGAUGCCGUUGAUUCUGUCAAGUCUCCUGAUAGAGACGUCUCAAAGCCUCUACUCAUGCCUAUAUGUGACGUUGUAAGAUCGACUUCACAAGGGCAGGUAUCUGCAUGUGGCAAACUUGAAGCUGGAGCUGUUCGGCCAGGAUCAAAGAUAAUGGUUAUGCCAUCGGGAGAUCAAGGAACCGUACGGUCUCUGGAGCGUGACUCUGAGGCUUGCUCCAUUGCAAGAGCUGGAGAUAACGUAGCAAUAGUUUUGCAAGGGAUCGAUGCAAAUCAAGUAAUGGCAGGAGGUGUUUUGUGCCAUCCCGAUUACCCGGUUUCAGUAGCGACUCAUUUGGAAUUGAUGGUGCUCGUCUUGGAAGGCGCAACACCGAUCUUGCUUGGUUCUCAGCUGGAGUUUCAUGUGCACCAUGCAAAGGAAGCAGCAACGGUUGUGAAACUUGUGGCAAUGCUUGAUCCCAAAACAGGGGAGGCAACAAAGAAGUCUCCUCGCUGUCUAACUGCUAAACAGAGUGCAAUGCUUGAGGUGAGUCUUCAAUAUCCAGUUUGUGUGGAGAUAUUUUCUGAAAGUAGAGCUCUUGGAAGAGUGUUCCUUAGAUCAUCAGGAAGAACAGUCGCGAUGGGCAAAGUUACACGGAUUAUCCACGACUGAUAAAAAACCCUCUAUUGUUGUAAGAUCUUUGCUUGUUCAUCAGAAAUUGAGUCGUCCCAAGUUUUGUCUACAAUACUUACUAUAUAUAUAAUAUAUCCUAAAAUUCGUUGCAAAAAUUAUUCAAUUAAAAUUUCAAUGUGUAGUUCUAUUUUUUCUUGUCUUUAAGGUUUUAAACACAAUAACAUUUUUUAAGAGAAAAAAGUAUGUCAUUUACGUUUUCCGGA
Messenger RNA from Eutrema salsugineum, 2567 nucleotides. RefSeq names its product HBS1-like protein. Bases 148 to 2343 code for a protein of 731 amino acids. The record is from RefSeq and is a predicted model, not a curated record. Gene Ontology annotation, biological process: translation. Gene Ontology annotation, molecular function: GTPase activity; GTP binding. Lineage: Eukaryota; Viridiplantae; Streptophyta; Magnoliopsida; Brassicales; Brassicaceae. The transcript has 12 exons.